AUGCCUUCACUCCACUGGGAGAGAGUGUUGCUUGGGACUGCUUGCUGUGCAGUAACUGUGACCCUCUGUUCCCUGUGCAUUUGGCAGCUUGUUGUGAGGUUUCACAAAGAAACUACAGGACCUGUGGUACCUCCUUGCUUCUGCCUCAAUGGUGGAUUCUGCCAGGAUAGAGCCUGUGUGUGCCCCAACGAGUGGACUGGACAAUUUUGUGACAUAGUUAACUUUUGUGAAGACAGCAUUUACACAAUGAAUGUUUCUGAAAACGUUAUAAAAAACCUUACUUUUGAAAAGAUUUUAGUGGGUAAAUACAGCAGCUCCAAAGAGAAGUGUGGACCUAAUACUGUGAAUGGUAACUCUUCAAUUGCAGUCCGGCUGUGUUCCAGAAAGGGAAUAAUUCCAGUUUUAGAGACUCCCAGUAUUCUGAAUUGUAACGAAAAUCUGGACUCUCUAGCAUUACAGGUAGAAACUUCAGACAUCAGCAAUGUUUCAGCAAUUGCAAGUAAUACUCAGAUCCUUACCUCCAUUCCCAGUCGACUGACAACGCAGGACAUCUCUGCUGCUGCGAAUAUUGCAGUGCAGAUUCUAAGAAAACCAAAUGUUUCAGAAGAUUCUAAGGCAUCUGUGGCAGUUUUAACUACAGUAAGUCAGCUCCUGGAUGCCAACGAAACAGAAUUCAAUGACAGUAAUCUUGUCAAUGUUACAGCAAGCCUCACAAAAACAAUGGAAGAAUUUUCUUUGAUGGGCAAUGUCACUCAACCCAAUGUUGCAGUCCAGUCUGUUCCACUGAAAUUGAACUCCUCUACAGUUCUGUUUUUGGCACAGAGAGAUACAACCCUGUCAUAUUUUCCAUCAACAAAACUAGAAAUACAGGAAAACGUCCCUGGGCUUACUAGUGAACUCAGUACUGAAGUCCAGAUACUGCUCAAUAUUAUAAGUAACAGUUCGUCAAAUGAUGGCAGAGUUGGCUUUGUCCUUUAUCAAAAUGACAAACUCUUCCAGUCAAGGAUUUAUAGGAGUAGCAGUAAUUUAUCUAAACAAAUUAUUUCUGGCAAUAUUGAUGGCAGAAGAGCCAGUGGUGUUGAAAUAGCCUUCAAUCCCAAGUACAACACGUCCGAACUUCAGCUGCGUGAUCAUGCCUGUGUCUUUUGGGACUAUGCUAUCAACGACUGGAGCACCGCAGGCUGUAUGAAAGGAAGAGAUCAAUUCUUGAGAUGCAAGUGCAAUCACACUACUAAUUUUGCUGUUUUGAUGGCCUUUCAGAUCAAAUAUAAAUACGCUAGGCCUUUGGAGUAUAUCUCUUACAUUGGUGUUGGAUUGUCCAUUGCUGGUCUCACCACUACCAUUUUGUUUCAAAUAUUCACUAGGAAAACACGAAAGUCAUCUAUAACGUGGAUGUUAGUGAGUCUCUGUUCCUCCAUGCUAAUUUUUAAUAUCAUCUUCAUCUCUGGAAUCGAAAACCAAAAUGCCAGGAAUGACAGUAGUGAUACCAGUGGAAAUAACCAGCAAUUCAAUACCUACACCACCACUAAUACCAUACUCACAUCUGAUGUGGUAGAUCCUCCUGCAAAUGCCUGGUGCAUGGUUGUGGCUGUCCUGCUGCACUACUUUUUGUUGGCAACAUUUAUGUGGACAGCACUCAAUUCUGCACAACUGUACUUACUGCUGCUUAGAACCAUGAAACCCUUUCCUGGACACUUCAUUGUAACCAUGUCAGCAAUCGGAUGGGGGGUCCCUGCUGUAGUAGUUGCAAUAACGCUUGGAGCUACUUAUGGAGAAGGGAAAGCUUUAAACUACCGACAGGAAGAAUUUUGCUGGCUUGCAGCCCUGGAUCAAAAUCAGAAUUUCAGCAUGAAAAAACCCAUGUUCUGGUCCUUCCUUUUGCCAGUAGCAUUCAUACUCUUCUUUAACGUUACCAUCUUCAUCAAGAUCAUUGUUACUGUGAUAUGGAAGGAGAACAAGAAUCUGACAAGGAAUAAAAAGGAUUCACUCAUGAAAAAGAUGACUGCCACUAUCUCUAUAGUAGUGGUGCUUGGAAUCACCUGGACGAUUGGCUACCUCAUGCUAAUAAGUCAGGAGGAAAUGAAUCUAUUUUUCAGCUAUAUGUUCUGCAUUUUUAAUGCUACACAGGGACUUCAGAUUUGUAUUCUGUACACUUUCAGAUCACCAAUCUUCAAGAAAAAAGUUUCUGAAGUGUUUUCUGUUUUGAGGUUACCAGGGAUAGAAUUUUAUCUGCAUUCAGAAAUUUACCAUGUUUCAAAAUCACAGCCUGCAAAGCAUUCCCAAGGAAUCUUCAGAUUAUCUGAAAUUUCUACAGAAAAUAUUUCCUUGUCCACUCUCCCUAAUGGCUGUUAG
Molecule: messenger RNA, 2352 nt
Organism: Phasianus colchicus (ring-necked pheasant)
Lineage: Eukaryota; Metazoa; Chordata; Aves; Galliformes; Phasianidae
Gene: ADGRG7
Product: adhesion G protein-coupled receptor G7
Biological process (GO): G protein-coupled receptor signaling pathway; cell surface receptor signaling pathway
Cellular component (GO): membrane
Molecular function (GO): G protein-coupled receptor activity
Source: RefSeq, a predicted model, not a curated record